This is a messenger RNA of Chaetomium strumarium, 3350 nucleotides long. RefSeq lists its product as uncharacterized. Gene Ontology annotation, cellular component: mitochondrion. The coding region runs from base 306 to 3236 and encodes 976 amino acids. The record is from RefSeq and is a predicted model, not a curated record. Lineage: Eukaryota; Fungi; Ascomycota; Sordariomycetes; Sordariales; Chaetomiaceae. Gene Ontology annotation, molecular function: 3'-tRNA processing endoribonuclease activity. Gene Ontology annotation, biological process: mitochondrial tRNA 3'-end processing. The transcript is spliced from 2 exons.
UAUGGAUGGUGUAGCACCUAGAGGAAGCCUAGGUCCAGCAUACGAGCAAGUCGGCCAGAAUUUGCCCCGCAGAUUAGUUAUUGCGCAGGGCAAAAAGAAGGACCAGACGCGGUCAGAGAAAAUCAAUGCUUGUCUCGCUGAAGAGGUCCCUGCGGGAAGCGUGAUUGAGGUUGAGUCACCGGCCAGAUUUCUGUUUCAAGCCAGACCUAUGAGAAGCGAGGGCAGGUCAGUUGUCGGAUGGAUAAUUGAUAUGCAGGAAAGAGGGUGGAGGUGUCCGGACCCUGAAUCCCCCGAAUAAUCAAUAAAUGUCUGCGGCAGCAGCGACGCUUGCGCGGGUCUCGUCGUCCACACCAACAAGCCUAAAGCCGUUGUCGCUUCGCAAGGCACCGUUGCGGGACGUGCUCCCGAACUGGAACGCGCGAGGAAGGAGGCCGUCGCCGCUAAUCCGAAUUGCUCGCCCGAGUCUGCGGCUGCCGCUGAGCACAGUUCCCACGUCGCUGUUCCCGGACGCCACUGCCUGGCCGUGCAGGCGCGGUUGGUUCUUCGGGCGGGACACUCCCCGCUUCAUUCUGGUUCCCAAUCCAGAGCACCGCCAGCAAGCAAUCACGGUCCUCGAUCCGCCAAGCGGCAUGCUGUGCUACGUGCAGAUCGUGAGCACCCCGACGGCGGACACGCCGGGGGGUUGCUUGAUGCUGCACUUCGACAACCGCCGAUACCUGUUCGGCCGCUUGGCCGAGGGCACGCAGCGCACCAUGGUGCAGCGCCAAGUGUCGCUCGCGAAGAUCAGCGACAUAUUCCUCAGCGGCCGCAUCGACUGGCAUACGACCGGCGGCCUGCUCGGCAUGAUCCUCACACUCGCCGAUCUCAAGGCCACCUCGGUCGCCGCUCUCGAGGAAGUCAACGAGGAGCGACGUAGCAAGGGGAAGAAGGCUAAAGACCUGAAGUCGUCGUUCGCGGCACAUCUGAAUAUCCACGGCGGGAAGAACCUGGUGCACAUGCUAGCGACCGCCCGUCCCUUCAUCCUCCGGAAGGCGCUGCCCGUCUAUCCCAGGGAGCUUCGCCACGACCCCAGAUCGGGCGAGAAAGAGGCCGGGCCAGACUACGAAGACGAAAACAUCCGCGUGUGGUCCAUCCCGGUAUCGAACGAAACGUCAGACGCCGCCGGCACCUCUGAGCCCCGGUCGCCCAAGAAGCGCAAGCUGAGCCCGUCCUCCGACACAGACGCCGGGGCAGGAUCGAGUGAGGAGGCCGAUCAGGCAAUCAGGGAGGCCGUCGUCAGGGACAUGUUCUGUUCCAAGUGGAACUUGGACACGCUGCGCGAGAUGCCGCUCCGGGAGGUCCAACUGCCGGCCAAGAUCUUCAUCAGGAACGACCAGGGUCACCUGGAACAGUACCAGGGUCCGGACGCCGAGUCGGCCCCGGAUCCGAACAUGAAAGUCUUUGUACGUCUUCCGUGGCCUGCCUCUAAAGUACAGCAUCUGCCCUCGACGGAGCCGUCCAGGGCAUCCAUGUGCUACGUCGUCAAAUGCCACCCGCGGCGUGGCAAAUUCAAUGUUGAGGCCGCCAGGGAGCUCGGCGUCGAGAAGGUCAAUUUCAAGCUGCUCACAGCAGGCCAGAGCGUGCCUGGGAAAGACGGUAUUACCGUCACUCCGGACAUGGUCCUGGGAGCUACGCUCGAGGGCCAUGGCUUUGCGGUUGUCGACAUCCCGUUUCCGGAAGUAAUAGACGACCUGGUCAGUCGCCACGAGUGGUCGAACCCCGAGAUCAUGAACGGUAUUGAUACCAUGUACUGGAUCCUCUCCGAAAGCAUUUCUCUCGAGGACCCCCGGUUACACCAGUUCAUCCAAGCGCGCCCGUCCAUCAAGCACAUCGUGCUCGGGCCUGACAUGUGCCCCAAUCUCCUGGCGCUGGAAUCUCCGGCCAGCCAGCUCAUCAAGAUGAACCGCGUUGAUGAGCAGAGGUUUCCCUUCCCGGUCUUCGAUGCCAAGCCGCCGACGGACGUCAACAGGGAACUAGGAGCAGUCGCCGAGCCUGCGCGAUCGGGCUUGAAGUUCCAGCUUGCUCCGAAGCAGGGGUUCCUCACCGACCGAGUCGUUCCUCUGAUGGACACAGGGAAGCCGAUUUGGGAGCUGGCGACCCACACCCCGCAGGUACUUCAGCUAGCCAACACGGCGCGCCAGACUAUCUCCAAGCCCGAGUUCCUAGCCGAGGUGGAGACCUCGCAGCGGGACCUUCCAAGCCCGGAGACGGAGAUCAUCCCGCUCGGCACCGGCUCGGCCAUGCCGUCCAAGUACCGCAACGUGUCCGCCAUUCUCGUCCGGGUCCCCGGCUGGGGCAGCUACCUCUUCGACUGCGGCGAGAACACGCUGGGCCAGCUCCGCCGCAGCUUCGGCUUCCAGGGCGCCGACGACGUCCUCCGCGACCUCCGGGCCAUCUACAUCAGCCAUGCCCAUGCCGACCACCACCUGGGCACCAUCAACGUCGUCGACCGCUGGUCUCAAGUAUCUGACGGCAAGCUCGCCAUCAUCGCCUCGCCGCGCUACCAGUCCUUCGUGCGCGAGUUCCAGUCCGUCCAGCCGCUCCGCGGCAGCAACAACCGCCUGGUUCACGCCAACCUCCGCCCGGCAGCCGCGGGCUCCUCCGCCAAGCCCGGCACACUUGCCAAGGCCUACUUCAACGACGCCGACUUCGACGACGACCCGACCUUUCCGACCAGCCUCCCGCGCAUCGAGGCCGUCUACGUCGACCACUGCUACGAGGCCACCGCGGGGGUGCUAACCUUCCCCGACACGGGCCUCAAGAUCGCCUACUCGGGCGACUGCCGGCCCUCGACGCCCUUCGCCGAGCUGGGGCGCGGCGCGCACUUGCUGAUCCACGAGUGCACGUUCGAGGACGAGCUGGCGGGGGACGCGCACGCCAAGAAGCACUCGACCCUGUCGGAUGCCAUCAGGGUGGGCCGGGAGAUGCAGGCGCGCCGGAUCCUGCUGACGCAUUUCAGUCAGCGGUAUCCCAAGCUGCCUGUCAUCGAUGAGGCGAAGCUGGUUGGUAGCAAUGAUGAUGGUGAGGAUGGGGAGGAUGGGGAGAGGGGAAAAACGGAGAGGAGGGAUGUGGAGGUGCUGUUCGCGUUUGAUAUGAUGCGGGUUAAGCUGGGCGAGUUCAAGCAGGCCAAGCAGUUCUUGCCGGCACUCAGGGAGUUGUUGAAGGUUGAGGAGCCGGAGCAAGCUGAUGAAGAGUGAUAAACUUCUUCUUCUUCUUCUUCUUCGGUUCUGAAUGAGUGCGACUUGGGUUUUAUGGCUGAAUGGGUACAGUACUACUUGGUGAAAUAUAGAACGGUGGGAACAGUGUAUUCU